CAGAUAUAGUGAAUGCAGGGUCCAGGGAGAACGAUAUAGUGAAUGCAGGGUCCUGGGAGACCAGAUAUAGGAGACCAGAUAUAGUGAAUGCAGGGUCCGGGAGACCAGAUAUAGUGAAUGCAGGGUCCAGGGAGACCAGAUAUAGUGAAUGCAGGGUCCAGGGAGACCAGAUAUAGUGAAUGCAGGGUCCGGGGAGACCAGAUAUAGUGAAUGCAGGGUCCCAGGGAAUGUGGAUAUAGUUAGUGCGGGGUCUGGGGAGACCAGAUAUAGUGAAUGCAGGGUCCGGGAGACCAGAUAUAGUGAAUGCAGGGUACGGAGAAAGCGGAUAUAGUGAAUGCAGGGUCCGGGGGGGGGCGGAUAUAGUGAAUGCAGGGUCCGGGGGGGCGGAUAUAGUGAAUGCAGGGUCCUGGG
This is a messenger RNA of Staurois parvus, 411 nucleotides long. NCBI's taxonomy places the organism in Eukaryota, Metazoa, Chordata, Amphibia, Anura, Ranidae. The record is from the annotation of a GenBank genome assembly.